AUGAGAGUUUUGGGACCAGAAAUAAUUAGAAGGACAGUUGAGACAAUCGAUAAGAUCCGUGCAAGGAUAAAGGCUGCACAGGAUCAACAGAAGAGCUAUGCGGAUACACGGAGGAAGGAUUUAGAAUUCAAAAUACUUGAUAGGGUCGAAAAUGUAACCUAUCGGUUAGCUCUCCCACCUAGGUUAUCGACCCCACACAACGUGUUCCAUGUAUCAAUGAUCAAGAAAUACAUGCAUGUUCCUAAUCACGUAGUGAACUAUCAGUCUGUUGAAGUACAAAAGGACUUAUCGUAUGAAAAUGUACCAAUUAGGAUAUUGGAUCGAAAG
Molecule: messenger RNA, 327 nt
Organism: Olea europaea var. sylvestris
Lineage: Eukaryota; Viridiplantae; Streptophyta; Magnoliopsida; Lamiales; Oleaceae
Exons: 2
Source: RefSeq, a predicted model, not a curated record